Messenger RNA from Gymnogyps californianus (California condor), 1803 nucleotides. RefSeq names its product Ro60, Y RNA binding protein (gene RO60). Lineage: Eukaryota; Metazoa; Chordata; Aves; Accipitriformes; Cathartidae. Gene Ontology annotation, molecular function: RNA binding. Gene Ontology annotation, cellular component: ribonucleoprotein complex. The record is from RefSeq and is a predicted model, not a curated record. The coding region runs from base 109 to 1725 and encodes 538 amino acids. The transcript is spliced from 9 exons.
CUGGGGCUGCGCCACUGCUCGGCGUCGGAGGCCGCGCUGGCCCGGGCAGGCCCUGCCCCGCGGCCCCUCCCAGGCCGCGGCCUCGCAGACCUCUUGGAAGUGUAAACAAUGGAGGACGAAGAAAACCAAGUGCAACUCCUGAAUGAAAAGCAGGUGCCGAACUCUGAAAGUGGUUAUGUGUGGCAUGUCACCGAUAUGAAUCGACUGCAACGUUUCUUGUGUUUUGGUUCAGAAGGUGGUACUUAUUACAUCAAGGAGCAGAAGCUGGGCUUUGCAAAUGCAGAAGCUUUAAUAAGACUGAUUGAAGAGGGUAGAGGUUGUGAAGUUGUUCAAGAAAUAAAGACAUUUAGUCAAGAAGGCAGAGCAGCAAAACAGGAGCCCCUGCUUUUUGCUCUUGCAAUUUGCUCACAGUGUUCUGAUGCAAAAACGAAACAAGCGGCAUUUAAAGCUGUUCCUGAGGUGUGUUGCAUACCAACCCAUCUCUUUACUUUCAUCCAAUUUAAAAAAGAUCUGAAGGAGGGCAUGAAAUGUGGCAUGUGGGGCCGUGCGCUGAGGAAAGCUGUUGCAGAUUGGUACAAUGGAAAGAAUGGCAUGGCUGUUGCUUUAGCAGUUACAAAAUAUAAACAAAGAAGUGGUUGGUCUCAUAAAGAUCUUCUGAGGUUGUCCCACCUCAAACCUGCCAGUGAAGGAAUUGCUGUAGUCACUAAAUAUAUUACCAAAGGGUGGAAAGAUGUCCAAGAGGCUUAUAAAGACAAAGCAGUUUCUGCUGAGACUGAAAAACUCUUGAAGUAUCUGGAGGCUGUGGAGAAAGUAAAACGCACAAAAGAUGAAUUGGAAGUUACUCAUUUAAUAGAGGAAUAUGGUCUAGUUAGAGAGCAUCUCCUGACAAACCAUCUGAAAUCUAAAGAGGUUUGGAAGGCAUUGCUGAAGGAGAUGUCUAUUUCUGUAUUGUUGAGAAAUUUAGGAAAGCUGACAGCAAAUUCAGUGCUUGAACCACGAGGUUCAGAAGUGGCAAUAGUAUGUGAAAGACUGAGAAAUGAGAAACUGCUAAAAAAGGGUAAAAUACAUCCAUUCCAUAUUUUGGUUGCAUUAGAAACCUAUAAAGCUGGACAUGGAAGCAGAGGGAAGCUUUGGUGGCGUCCUGAUGAAGAUAUUUUAGAAGCUUUAGAUGCCUCGUUUUACAAAACUUUCAAGACAGUUGAACCAACAGGAAAACGCUUCUUACUUGCAGUUGAUGUCAGUGCAUCAAUGACACAAAAAGUUUUGGGCAGCGUGCUCAAUGCUAGCACAGUUGCAGCAGCAAUGUGUAUGGUUGUAGCACGUACUGAGAAGGAUUCCCAUAUUGUUGCCUUUUCACAUGAAAUGGUCCCUUGCCCAGUGACAGCUGAUAUGACGUUACCUCAAGUAUUAGUGAAAAUGUAUGAAAUUCCAAUGGGUACCACUGAUUGUUCCCUUCCAAUGAUAUGGGCUCAAAAAACUCAGACAGCUGCUGAUGUCUUCAUUGUAUUUACGGAUAACGAGACCUUUGCUGGAAAUACUCAUCCUGCAACAGCUCUUAGAGAGUACAGAGAGAAAAUGGGUAUUCCUGCUAAACUGAUUGUUUGUGGAAUGACCUCAAAUGGUUUUACCAUCGCAGAUCCAGAUGACAGAGGCAUGUUGGAUAUAUGUGGCUUUGAUACAGGAGCUUUGGAUGUUAUUCGAAACUUCACUUUGGAUUUGAUUUAAUUUUCUAGGCGUCUGCUCUUCCCAGUGGGUCCAUUGCUGGCAACAGACUUCACCCUGGGAACUCCCAGCCAAAUAUAC